AUGAGGCUCAGUCGUGGAGCUCAGCUCAUCAUCUGACAUCUGCUUGGUUUUGAUUUGCGGCUCUGAAGCUAGCUAGCUGUAGCAUCAUGAAUCUGUGGUUCAGUAGUCACUUCCUGGUUGUGGGGCUGGUUCUCAGGAUCUCUGCUCUGACACCUGAAGAAUGCCAACCCUUGGUCACGCCUUUGUCUCUGGCCGAUGCCAACAUGAUGUACGGAACGAAGUACUUCAUCAUGGGUUACACCAGUACUGAACAAUAUAACAACAUCCUGAAGAUAACCGACAGCUCCUUGAUGAAAAUCACCCCAUCGCCAUCCAGCACCAAUGAAGUUCUCAUGUAUCAGAACAACAAGAUGAAUGGAUCAUGCUUUAGCUUAACUGUCAACGUAACUCUUGACGGAAACAUUGCAACAACAUCGCUCAAAAACAUCACCACGACAUUCCACGUGCUCCCAAGUUGUGACGGCUGUCUGGUCUUCAGCGGCAACAGCACCGCCAGGAACCUCAAAACGUUCUUUCAAUCUGUGAACAUCGACAACUCCUUUAACGAAGAGGAGGUCACCACUCAUGUUCUUUAUCUGAUGGGCAAAGAGUCGACCCUGAAGGAUUCGGACCUGGAACAUUUCAAGCAGCAGGCGAGUUGCCUCGGGUUCUCCAGAGAGCCAGACUUCCACCACGACCCCAAGAAAGAUUUCUGCUCUGAAGACGAGGGCCUCCAGAUAUCGCUGUAGUAAAAAACAACUUUGAUGAUAAAUAGUCCAAACUGGAAGUAAAGAGAAUCAAACGUGUUUUUAUUCAGAAUUUUCAUGCCCUAAUAAAUGAUUUUCAAA
Morone saxatilis (striped sea-bass) is the source of this 827-nucleotide messenger RNA. RefSeq lists its product as uncharacterized. The record is from RefSeq and is a predicted model, not a curated record. NCBI's taxonomy places the organism in Eukaryota, Metazoa, Chordata, Actinopteri, Moronidae. The transcript has 6 exons. The coding region runs from base 87 to 728 and encodes 213 amino acids.